AUGAGAAACAGCAAAGAAUAUUUCGACGUUGAAGAAAUCAGAUUGUUGCCAGACGACGAUGCUUGCGGGAAAGAAGCGAGACGAGACGUUGCCGAAUUGGUGAAACACCUCAAUCUAGCGUUUCUAGCUCAGAUGCAGAAAGCACGAUAUUCCGAGAGAAGCUGUUUUCAGAAUGUUUGGAGAUUUCUGAGAUCGAGUCCUUGGUUCUUUCACCUCGCGAUUUUGACAAUUUACACAAGUCUUUUCGUUUUAGCAUAUUUCCAGGCAGAAUCACAUCCCGCUCCCGAUGCGCUGAUAUACACACCGGCUGAGCCGGCAACUAUACACGAGGCGAGAAUGAUAAGUGUUAAGAUCAACCCGACGAACAACAUAUAUAAUAGUCCACCCUCGCCAGAAGUGGACCAAGCGUGGGCUGCACUUUUUCGAAAUGCAAACGUACGAGUAAGCAGAGAUGAGCUUGAGAAAACGGGGAGGUCAUCCGUUGAGCUAGAAGAUGAAUCGGGUGGCUUCCUUGGAGCUUUAGAAGUACAUUCGGGAAUAUAUCCACCAAGAUUACUACACAAUCAAGAAGACCAACGUCCCGAAGAAAGAUCACGUCAAACAGAUCAUUGUAUCGAGAUGUUGCGUCAAAUUGUGAUGUGCAAGGCGGAUACGGCAUUGAUGACUUAUAGCUGGUUGCCAGAUUUUCGUGCCCCGUGGCCAGAUUUCGGUAUAGAACAUCAAUGUGUCAAUUGGGAAAGUAUUGAAGAAUGGGGGAAUAAAAGAAGGAUUGAUAUAUUCGAAAAGGGAUUGUUAGUACAUCCUACUAUGGGGCCGUCUUAUCAUGAGAACGAUGUUGACGAAUAA
Molecule: messenger RNA, 846 nt
Organism: Glarea lozoyensis ATCC 20868
Lineage: Eukaryota; Fungi; Ascomycota; Leotiomycetes; Helotiales; Helotiaceae
Exons: 5
Coding region: 1-846 (281 amino acids)
Biological process (GO): mycotoxin biosynthetic process
Source: RefSeq, a predicted model, not a curated record